Diachasma alloeum is the source of this 4714-nucleotide messenger RNA. RefSeq names its product AP2-associated protein kinase 1 (gene Nak). The transcript has 12 exons. Gene Ontology annotation, biological process: protein phosphorylation. NCBI's taxonomy places the organism in Eukaryota, Metazoa, Arthropoda, Insecta, Hymenoptera, Braconidae. The record is from RefSeq and is a predicted model, not a curated record. The coding region runs from base 359 to 4579 and encodes 1406 amino acids. Gene Ontology annotation, molecular function: ATP binding; protein kinase activity.
UGUCGGGUGACUGAAGAGAGAGGCUAAAUAACGUUCGAUUUUUUUUGGUUGUCAUGUGAAUAUCGAGCCUCCCCUCAAUCCAACUCCAUCGAGCCCAUUGACAACGUCAGUGCAAAAUCAUUAAGACGUUCGGAUAAUUUCGAUAGACAAUCAAAGAGCUGUCUCGAUACCUCGGGAAAUCGUUUCGUAGCUUUCAGUGAAUAAUUCAUUUUUUUUUAUGUGCACGAGUGCAGUGGGAUGUGUUAGCGCGCGGCUUUCUCGCGCAAUCGUGCUCCAGAUAACCGGCCCGUUGUGAGGGCCUUAUGUCAAGUCAAGUCCAGUGAUUACGGUUUUACCGUGAGGUGAGGUGUGUGCCAACAUGAAGAAGCUCUUCUCGAAGAUUGACAACACCUCCAAGGAGACCAAUAGCUAUUUGGGGAAGGUGUUUGUCGUCGGAAGGCACACCGUGACCGUCGAGGAGAUCCUUGCGGAAGGUGGAUUUGCCAUUGUAUUUUUGGUCAAAUCAUCUAGUGGGCGAUAUGCCCUCAAGCGUAUGUAUGUGAAUAAUGAACAUGAUCUCAAUGUUUGUAAAAGGGAGAUACAGAUUGCAAGUAACUUGAGUGGACACAAAAACAUAAUAGGAUAUGUAGAUAGUAGUAUUACUCAUACCGGGGGUGGAGUGCACGAACUUCUGCUCCUCAUGCCCUAUUGCAAAUCUCAUGUGCUGCAGAUGAUGAAUAAUAGGUUACAAGCUGGCUUCAGUGAAUCCGAAGUUCUCCAAAUAUUUUGUGAUGUCUGUGAAGCUGUAUCAAGAUUGCAUCACUGUCAAACGCCAAUAAUUCACAGGGACCUGAAGGUGGAGAAUAUUCUGUUGGCUGACUCUGGACACUACGUCCUUUGCGAUUUUGGGUCAGCGACUGGUAAAGUACUCAAUCCAAGUAUUCAAGGCGCAGCUGCUGUGGAAGAAGAAAUUAAAAAGUACACGACGCUCAGCUACAGAGCACCUGAGAUGGUGGACAUGUACUCUGGAAAGUCAAUUACGACGAAAGCUGACAUUUGGGCACUCGGAUGUUUACUGUACAAACUCUGCUUCUUCACGUUGCCUUUUGGUGAAAGUACUUUGGCGAUUCAAUCCGGAAACUUUACAAUUCCGGAUAAUUCCAGAUACUCCAAAGGCCUGCACAACCUAAUCCGCUACAUGCUGGAGCCAGAUCCAGACAUUCGUCCAGACAUCUACCAGGUCUCCGCAAUAGCCUGUCAGAUUCAGGGGAAGGAGAACCCAGUGCAAAACCUCUUCAAAGUCCCCACCUGUACCUUGGACGCCCUCCCAAGUGCCACCAUUGAGUCAGAGAGUGUAAAACGCUCAUCAUCAGUGAAAAUCCCCAAGCCCUCGACAGUGUCUCUGGUGGAGGCUACCUCAGUGACCCCUCGACAACGACCAAAGGGCCAGGGCGUGACCCCAGGGCCCAUCAGCCUCAGCGGCCAGAUAGUCUCCCAAAUAUCAGGCCAGGGUAAUCAAAUUUCCCAGACUCAAAAUUCAUCGUCUUUCGUACAGGUAGCACCUCCACCACCCCAGGCCCUUCAAUUCUCCCAGGUACCCCCUCACAUUCCUUCUCCCAAUACAAAUCCACCCUUUCCCCCUGGACAGAGCCAAACAUCACCUUUCGGACAGUCUCAGAGUCCAUUGAUUGGACAUUCACCAUUGACACUGCAGUCCCCAGUGACUGUUCAGGAAAAAAAUUCCUUCUACUUCGAGGGAAGACAGCUGGAGGCCAGACCCACACACGUGGCUGUUACUGAGGGCAACUUGGAGGCCCUCUUCCCACCCUCAGGAUAUCCAGACCCAUUUAAAGAUGACUUGAAGUCUAUGCCACCUCCUGCAAAGAUACCUCCACCUGUUGCACCCAAACCUGGGUCAAAUAAGGCCAUUCCUAAACUCACCACUCCCACCAACUCCGGACCCAAGUUCCCACCUCCUGCGGGAGCUCCUGGCAAGCUGGCUACUCCUACCGCGAGUAAAGGGAGUGUUGGGGGAGCAGUGAUAAUGGCAAAACCUGUCGGGAAGCUUGAGAGCUUGAGCCAGAACAUCAGUGCAAAUACUUCACCUCCUGAGAGCCCGACCAUGGGAUCCAGGCAUCGGAGGAACGUCAGUGAUACUAGUGCUUUUAAUAAAGUAUUUGCGAAUGAAACAUCGCAAUUUUUAGCCCCUUAUGAUGCUUCGGUGAGACCUCAUUCUGGGGAGAGUACACCACCAGAGGUGAAACCCGAUGGGAGACCGGUUAUUGGUACAAGUGCCUCGCAUGUACGUAUUGGUGAGCUCUCCGGUGUCUCGGGAGUGGAAGGACGUUCACUGAGUGCAGACGUUGCUGCGUGGAAUCCCUUCGAGGAUACUCAGCCGUUCAAUCAAUUAACAGAGGAUCACAUAUUUGGUGCUGAGUUUGAUAAGAUAAGAAGGGGUAGUAACAGCAGCAUCGGGGGUGUUAAGAGUCGCGAGAGCCUUGUUAUGACCUACUCAGAGUUACCUGAAGAUCCAUUUGAAUCUGCUCCAUUUACGUUGCCUGCCGGUAAAAAGUCAAAGCUUGGAUCAAAGACGACUGCAAUAGCUGGAGGUCCACCACCGGAUCGCCUCAAGAUCUCAGUCCACUGGAGUCCCUCCACAGAUCCACCUCCGCCUCUGGACGACGAGGCGAGCCUCUUAGUAGAUUCAACUCCGAUCUCCCCUCCAUUUGUGAAGAUCCCAGUGGAAGACCGUUCCAAGUACGAAAAACUAGCCUUCAACGCUGAUGAUAUUUCGAGCGACAGCUCAAAUUCCACCAGACGCUCGUCUAACCGCCUCAAGAAGAAGCGAAGAAGAGUGAAAGCAGUCUUGAGCCGUCGGAAAAAUCCAGCAAACCCAGACUUAAACCACGAUCCGGACUACGAGUCGGACGAUUCAAUCGGUUCCGCGAGCGAUCUGAAAGCAAUGAACGACGAUAACGAGACGAUAGAGGACGUAGAGCACUCGAAGAUAGAUGAAACUAUCUCGGAAAGCGUCAGAACCUGCGGUUCCUCAGCUUACCAUGCGGAAUGUGAGUCCGUAGCGACUCACGAGGAUGAUCACAGGGUGAAAAAAAUCAGGAGACACCACAGAAACGAGCAUUCGCUCCCUACGAUAGAAGCAGCUGAUCCUAUAGUUGGGCAUCAGUAUGGGGAGAAGCCUCUCCUUCUGGAUGAUGAAUUGGACCCAGAGUCAAAGCCUGAGCAGACCCAUGGGGACCCUUUCGUCAGUCAUCAGUAUAACUCCAAGCCUAGAAUGUUUAAUGAUAGCUCUUCUGAAGAGAUCGAGGAGAUUAAUCCACUGGGGAAUGGUAUCUUCAAGGCUGAGGAGGAUGUCUUCGCCAUGGCCCCGUUUCCCAGGCCUUCCAGCUCGCGGAAGAGUAGUUGUAGUAGAGACAGUGGGAAUAAAGCCAUUGCGUCUAUCACUCCGACACCGCCGACGGUUAGUUUGAUUACUCCGAUCUCAAGCUCUCCGAUUAUAUCGGGCAAUCUGGUAGAUAUUGUGGAUGAUCUUGUGAUUUGUCCUCCGAGACCUCCGAAGACAUCGGAGGGGACUAGAAGUAAUUACGAAAAUGUGGAUUUCGUGAUGGGAUCGACGAAUACGGUCGGGGGGAUUGGAGGAGAGAAGGAGAUUAAGGAUCUUGAAGAUCUUUUUGGCUCUUCGCCGUUCAACUCGACAGGGUUCAUCAAUCCUUUCAACAAAUCAAACUUCUCCACAACCGACAAAGACCAUCCAGUCUACCAGAAUUUCGAUGCCACCCCAAGUUUUUUACCAAAAACUCCAAACAACGUAAUUAUCCCUGGAUCUUCCAUCGUCUCCUCUUCGAAAUUUGGUCCAAUCACAGUCAGUUCCAAGCCUUCAGUAGCUACCUUACCAGUCAAAAGGGAUGAAUCUCCAAAGGACUUGUUCGGAUCCAUCCCCUUCGACGAUUUUGCUACACUCAGUGUGAACAAUCUUCAAAGACCGACAUCACUACCACUCUCUCAAUCUCCAACGUUUGACGACGGGAGUCUGAGCUCCACUCUGCCCUCAACAGCACUGUCGAACAACUCCGUGCAACUGGGGGGGAUUAGUCUUCAUCAGCAAAUACCUCAGACUUAUGUCAUCCAACCAAUUGCUAGGACUAUUCACACAGCUAGAAUUAUCGUUAAUGCGACUAAUUCAGUCUCUGGAUCUGAUGACACUCAGGACAUCCGAGAUCCAAUGUCACCUGAACCCCUCGUCACUGACGACUCUCCCAAGUUCAAGAAGGACAAGUUCAUCAAGAGUGAUAAGGGAAAGUAUCAUUUGAUCUAUGAGAACAGGAGUGAUAUGAUCAAUGUUCUGCCAGUCAAGGGUUCGGGGAAACUCAAGGGAGGGGCUUAUAAGAAGGUAAACAAGGGCAAAAAGGGUGGAGGUAGCGGGGUCACUGGUGGCUUCAGUAAUAUGAGUUUUGAGGACUUCCCUAGCGAUGAUAAUGACGAUAAGGGGGCUGGAGGGAACAGGGUGGCACCUUUUGAGGUCUUCAGGGAGGGGGAGAAACGGUUCGGGUCUCUGAAGAGGCGGAGCAAUCCGUUCACUUGAGAGAGAAUUUGGGAAGAGAAUGGGGAGAGUCAUUUUGAGUAUUUAUUGGGAGGGUAAGGGAGGAAUGAGCCACAAUAAUUUUGGCUGCGGUUGAAAUAUGGAGUGGUUUAUUAUGAGAAUAGUUUAGAAACUAUA